This is a messenger RNA of Leptonychotes weddellii (Weddell seal), 894 nucleotides long. The record is from RefSeq and is a predicted model, not a curated record. NCBI's taxonomy places the organism in Eukaryota, Metazoa, Chordata, Mammalia, Carnivora, Phocidae.
CGGAGCCAGGAGAAAGAUGGCGGCGCCCGCAGAGGCGGCGGCGCCCGCAGAGGCAGCUGCGUUGCAGGCUUCGGGGGGUCCUCGGCCUUCAGUUUGUCUGUUAGUGUUGGGAAUGGCGGGAUCUGGGAAAACCACCUUUGUACAGAGGCUUACUGGACAUCUACAUAGCCAAGGCUCUCCACCUUAUGUGAUUAAUCUGGACCCAGCUGUACAUGAAGUACCCUUUCCUGCCAAUAUUGAUAUUCGUGACACUGUGAAGUAUAAAGAAGUCAUGAAACAGUAUGGACUUGGGCCCAAUGGUGGUAUAGUGACGUCACUCAAUCUCUUUGCUACCAGAUUUGAUCAGGUGAUGAAAUUUAUUGAGAAGGCCCAGAACAUGUCUAAAUAUGUCUUGAUUGACACACCUGGACAGAUUGAGGUGUUCACGUGGUCAGCUUCUGGGACAAUCAUCACUGAGGCCCUGGCGUCCUCAUUUCCAACAGUUGUCAUUUAUGUAAUGGAUACAUCAAGAAGUACCAACCCAGUGACCUUCAUGUCCAAUAUGCUCUAUGCCUGCAGCAUCUUGUACAAAACCAAGCUGCCUUUCAUUGUGGUUAUGAAUAAAACUGACAUCAUUGAUCACAGCUUUGCAGUGGAAUGGAUGCAAGAUUUUGAGGCUUUCCAAGAUGCCUUGAAUCAAGAGACUACAUACGUCAGUAACCUGACUCGUUCAAUGAGCCUGGUGUUAGAUGAAUUUUACAGCUCACUUAGGGUGGUGGGUGUGUCUGCUGUUCUGGGUACAGGCUUAGAUGAACUCUUCAUGCAAGUCACCAGUGCUGCGGAAGAAUAUGAAAGGUGAGGAUAAAGAAAAAUCCUGUUGAUGACAUUUUUAGUAACGUACAAUCUAAUAUGGUA